Messenger RNA from Sinocyclocheilus rhinocerous, 352 nucleotides. Its product is annotated as sorting nexin-8-like. The transcript has 4 exons. The annotation marks the transcript as partial. Lineage: Eukaryota; Metazoa; Chordata; Actinopteri; Cypriniformes; Cyprinidae. The record is from RefSeq and is a predicted model, not a curated record. Gene Ontology annotation, molecular function: phosphatidylinositol binding. Gene Ontology annotation, cellular component: early endosome membrane. Gene Ontology annotation, biological process: early endosome to Golgi transport; intracellular protein transport.
GAUGGUCCCGCCUCUGCCCCCCAAACGCAUCCUUAAAGGAGUUUUGAACUCAUUGUCAGACCGAGAGUUCAAUGAUAGCCGCCGCCGUGGUCUACAAAGGUUUAUGGCCUUGGUGAUUAGACAUCCAGUCCUGGCAGGAGAUGAGCUGGUCAACAUCUUUCUGUCAGCAAGCAGCGCGGAGGUUCAAAAUAUGCUGCGUGAUGCAUAUAAAAAGACAGGUGAUGAGUUUCUGACCUCCCAAAUGGCCUUGCAUGGCAAGGUGUACCUACCUGAGGACAUACAGACCCAGGCUGCCGCUAAUCGAGAGGUCAUUGCAAAUAUCCACAGCAGCUUCAAUAAACUCAGAGAUGUA